CCGUGUUUAACUAAUCAAGCCAUAGUCGAUAAUUGAUGGUCAUAGAUAUAUUUGGCUGUAUGUAAAGUAUUUUCCCAACGGUUUGAGUUUGAAUGAACAUUGAAAAACUUUAAAUUCACUCAAUCUCUUCUGUAAUGUCUCUCCUGAAGGUGCUUAUACAGAGUUCCAUUAGUUUUACCGGCAAUGAUACGCAAUUCAUCGAACUUAAUGCCAAUAAAAUUUUUAAUUAAAUUUAAUAGUAUCUUAUCAUGAAAAAUAAGAUAAAGAUCCGUGUUUGGUAUCGAUCUUGACAUAAUUUGAACUUGUUAUGAUAAUGGGUUUUGAUAAGCCUAUUUCUCCAACCUGUUUCAAUUUGUAAUUGAGGGAUAUUGCUAUAUAAACGCUCCGCAAUAUUUAUCAAACUUUUCAUUAUUGAAAGAAAUAUAUUUUAGAAACUUUAAGUUCUUUUGUUUCCACCCAUAUUUUUCUAAUUUGUCAUUAACAAUCAGUUGAUUACAACAUAAGCUGUAAAGUGUUAUUAGGUGUAAUAUCAAGGUUAAUCACGUAAUAGUUCUGUCUUAUUCUUUUGUACUUACCUAGUGAUUAGUGUUAAGAACAGCAAUAAAUAACUUCUCUUCUUUAUCUAGCAGAAAAAUGAAAGGAAGGGCAUUGCAUUUUGUUUUUAAAAUUGGAGACAGACAAAGGAAUGCUUUGUUUUUUAGGGACAUCCUAGGUAUGAAAGUCCUUCGCCAUGAAGAAUUUAAGGAAGGUUGUGCUGCAGCAUGUAAUGGACCAUACAACAAUCGAUGGAGUAAAACUAUGGUUGGUUAUGGACCAGAAGAUAAUCAUUUUGUUUUGGAACUUACUUGGAAUACUGAAGUAUCUCAUUAUGAGAGAGGUAAUGAUUUCUUAGGUAUCACAAUCAAAUCUCAAGAAUCAAUAGCUAGAGCCAAAGCAUUACAAUGGCCUAUUAAAAAGGAAGGAGAUAACCAUGUUCUUGAAUCGCCUGAUGGAUAUACCUUCUACAUCAUUGAUGAACCAGAGCCUACAGAAAGAGAUCCAGUGUUAAAAUUAUCACUUGCAUCAACAAAUAUUGAAAGCUCUGUUUUAUACUGGAAUCAACUUUUGGGAACAAAAAUGAUGCAUAAAGAUGACACUAGGGCACUUUUCACUUAUGAUGAAACCCAAGCAUUUAUCGAAUUUAAAAAGAUUGAUGAACCAAUUAAUCAUGCUACAGCCUAUGGUCGUGUUGCUUUUGCAGUGCCGAUGAUUGAACUAAAAGAUAUCGAGUCAAAAUGUGCAGAUAACAAAUGCAAAAUUCUCACUCCAAUGAUAACUCUCGACACACCAGGAAAAGCAUCAGUUACUGUUGUGAUUCUGGCAGAUCCUGAUGGGCAUGAAAUUUGUUUCGUAGAUGAUGAAAACUUCAGACUUUUGUCCAAAGUUGACCCUGAAGCAGAUUCACAUUUAAAUUUUCAUAUGGCAAAAUAUCAGAAGUAUUUAGAAAAGGAAAAGCAAGAAGUGAAACAAUAAGUGCAAUAAAAGGAAAAGCUGUGCUAAUAAAAUUUAUUGUAUUGAUGAGAUGCUUGUUAUAUUUGAAAUUUAAAAUUAUAUAAAUUGCAGUAUUUUAUGUACUAAAUAUUUUUAUUAAAUUGUUUUUCAUUUAUUGAUAAAAAAA
Nezara viridula (southern green stink bug) is the source of this 1657-nucleotide messenger RNA. The record is from the annotation of a GenBank genome assembly. Lineage: Eukaryota; Metazoa; Arthropoda; Insecta; Hemiptera; Pentatomidae.